AUGGUCCGCGAGGACCUGGUCGAAGGCGCCAUCUCCUUCCUCCAAGAUCCCUCUGUCGCAUCGGCGCCCAUCGAGCAACGCGUCGCCUUUCUGCGCUCCAAGAACCUCACCCAGGAAGAAAUCGACACUUCUCUCGCCCGAACAGGCCAAUCGCCUUCCCCAGCCACAUCGACAACCUCACAACCUCCACCACAAUAUCGACAACAACAGCAAUACCAACAACAACCACCCUACAAUAAUGCCUAUCAACCCUAUGGGACUUGGCAACAGCCUCUCCCCGAACCUCCGCGCCGUGACUGGCGAGACUACUUCAUCGCCGCGACCGUCGCUUCAGGCAUUGGCUACGGCUUAUAUUGGACUGCCAAACGCUAUGUCUACCCCUUGAUCGCCCCUCCCACUCCACCUCAGCUCGAACAAGACAAAAAGAGCGUGGACGAGUCCUUUGAGAAAACAUUCCAACUCCUCGAACAACUCUCCGCCGAUACCGAGGAGCUCAAAAACGCCGAAGCACAGCGCAAAGAGCGACUAGACGCAGCCCUCUCGGAAGUAGAGAAUGUCAUUGGUCGGAUGAAGCUCGCCAACGAGGAGCGCGAACAAGAGGCGAAACGCAACGCCCGAGAAUUGGGCGAACUGCGAGAUCUGAUUCCCAAAGCCAUUGAAAAGGAAAAACAGGCGCAAGAAGAGCGAUUGAAAGAGUUGGGUACGGAAAUGAAGAGUCUGAAAACUCUGGUGCAGAAUCGCAUGCGAGAUGGUGUAGGCUCGACUCCCCUCCGACCUUCCACGCCGAGCUAUUCAUCUUCACAACAACAACCACCAUCGCAAAAUGGCCAAGUGCUAGGAAAUGGUACUCCUGUGCAACAAUCGGACGACGUUCCCUCCCCCUCCUCCUCCUCUUCUCCUGCUGCCGAAAACAGGGGAAAUUCCUCGCCAUAUACUGCUCCCGCGAGCACUUCUUCCUCAUCAACAACAAACUCGAAUCCGUACCAAUCCCGUUUGUUGGGAAAUAGUGCGGGCAAAGCUGCGAUUCCCGCGUGGCAAUUAGCUGCGAAGAAGAAGUCGGAAGAUGCAAAAGCUGCUGCUGCUGCGUCAAAUUCCACUACUACUACCACCACCCCCACGUCAGGCACACCAGCGACGAGUGAUGUAAAGGAGAGUGGGACGGUGCAGGAUGCUGUUGAUGGCUCGUCUGCAUGA
Sphaerulina musiva SO2202 is the source of this 1194-nucleotide messenger RNA. Its product is annotated as Pex14_N-domain-containing protein. Gene Ontology annotation, cellular component: peroxisomal membrane; peroxisomal importomer complex. Gene Ontology annotation, biological process: protein import into peroxisome matrix, docking. The transcript is spliced from 2 exons. Lineage: Eukaryota; Fungi; Ascomycota; Dothideomycetes; Mycosphaerellales; Mycosphaerellaceae. Bases 1 to 1194 code for a protein of 397 amino acids. Gene Ontology annotation, molecular function: signaling receptor binding. The record is from RefSeq and is a predicted model, not a curated record.